CCCCGGGGGUGCUGACGCCGCGUGUCCCCGCGUGUCCCCGUGUCCCCAGGAUGAGCACGGCCGCCAGCCCCGAGCCCCUGCCCGAGCCCCCCGCCCCGGGGCCGCGCUGUCCCCCCCAGGAGGACGCCGAGUUCCUGCGGGCGCGGAGCGGGGCCGGGGACCUGCGCCAGGACUUCAACCUGAUGGAGCAGAAGAAGCGGGUGACAAUGAUCCUGCAGAGCCCGUCCUUCCGGGAGGAGCUGGAGAGCCUCAUCCAGGAGCAGAUGAAGAAGGGGAACAACUCAUCACACGUGUGGGCGCUGCGGCAGAUCGCCGACUUCAUGGCCACCACGUCCCCUGCCGCCCUGCCCACCUCCCCCAUGGGGCUGGCAUCUGUCACCCCCAUCAAUGACCUGCACGGGACAGAGGGGCCAGCACUGGCCAAGGGCGAGCGGCUGAUGCGCUGCAAGGUGGGCAGCAUCCACCGCCUGCUGGACCUGUACGGCUGGGCACAGCUGGGACACGCCGCUGUCACCCUGCGGGUCAGCAAGGAGCAGGAACACUUCUUGGUGGCCCCACAGGGCCUGGCGUGCAGCGAGGUGACAGCAGCCAGCCUGGUGAAGGUGAACGUGCUGGGGGCCGUGGUGGAGCAGGGCAGCACCGGCUUCGCUCCCGACGCGCGCAGCUUCAGCCUGCACGCCGCCAUCUACGCGGCGCGCCCCGACAUCCGCUGCAUCGUGCGGCUGCACACCCCCGCCGCGGCCGCCCUGUGCCUGUCUGAGCUCAGCCAGAGUGCUCCAGGAGCAUGGCAUGAGCUGUGCCAGGUGUCUGCGGGCGGCGCGGAGACCCUGAUCGUGCUGGGGCGGGCGGCGCAGCGCGGGCCCCACGGGCCGGGCGCCGUGCGCCGCGCCGGGGCCACCUUCGGGCCCCUGCACAAGAGCCGCCUGGGCGAGCACGAGUUCGAGGCACUCAUGAGGAUGCUGGACAACCUGGGUUACCGCACGGGGUACACGUACCGCUACCCCUUCGUGCAGGAGAAGAGCAAGCCCAAGAGUGACGUGCUGAUCCCCGCCACCGUCACGGCCUUCGUCUUCGAGGAGGAGCCCGCCGGGACCCCUGCCCUGCGCCAGCACGCCCAGAAGCAGCAGAAGGAGAAGACCAGGUGGCUCAACACGCCCAACACCUACACCAGGGUCAACCUGGCCGAGGAGCAGCAGGGCAGCGCCAGUGGGCAGAGGACAAAGACCACGUGGCUGCGUGCAGACGAGGUGGAGAAGGGCAGCAGUGGGACCCCCAUCCGCAUCGAGAACCCCAACCAGUUCGUGCCGCUCUACACGGACCCGCAGGAAGUGCUGGAGAUGCGCAACAAGAUCCGCGAGCAGAACCGCCAGGACGUGAAAUCAGCCGGGCCCCAGUCGCAGCUGCUGGCCAGCGUCAUCGCCGAGACCAGCCGCAGCCCCUCCACUGAGAGCCACCUGGGGGACACAGAGGCCAAGGAGGGCGGGGAAGAGGCUCCCCCUGAGCCAGAGCCCCCCAACCCCUUCAGCCAGCUCACGGACCAGGAGCUGGAGGAGUACAAGCAGGAGGUGGAGAGGAAGAAGCGCCUGCAGGGCGAGAAGGACGCGGCCGCAGAGGACAGCGGGGCUCCCCCCCCAGAGCCACCCCCUCCGGAGCCCCCGGCGCCUGCGGAGCCCACGGAGGGUGAUAAGAAGGCCGAUGGUGGCCAAGCCCCCCCUGAUUCCACUGCCAAGAAGGAGCCACCGGCGGUGGUGAACGGGAAGGAUGAAGAGCAAAGCACUGAGGAAAACCUUGGAAAAGGGGGGACAGACCGGACAACCACCAACGCUGACCAGGACGCCCCCAAGGAGAAGGAGACAGUGACCAGCAACCCCGUGUCCCCCGACGGUUCACCCUCCAAAUCACCCUCCAAAAAGAAGAAGAAAUUCCGGACCCCGUCUUUCCUGAAAAAAGGCAAAAAGAAGGAAAAGAUCGAAUCCUGAGCCUCCCGAGGCCUCGCGCGUGGGAUCCCCGGGAUCUCUGAGACCCCUGGAAUCUGGCUGAUUUCCGGGCCCUCCUGGCACAAGGCACCUCGUCCCCCUUGUCACCCGCCUCUGGGGGCGGUCACCGAGCUUAGAGAGACUGUGGUCCCCGUUUGGGGAGACUCCCGCUGCACCUCCCUCCCCCCUCUCCCUCCUGGGCUCCGGCCCCUUCCCACCGCGGGCCGAGGGUUGGAUUUGCUCCACCAGAGCCCAGGUGUGCUUGAUUUGAGGAAGAAAAGGGUGUUUUGUGGUUAUUUUCUUCACCUUCUGUUUCAAGCUCUGCUGGAAUGGCGCUGGCUUCAUCCCCAGGGAAAAGUGUCCAUCGCUUUGCCAGGAGAACGGGAUCGAGCUGAUCACUUUUCCUCAAGGAGGAGCUGAGGUUUUUCCUCCCUGGAUAUUGUAAUCUUCCUCUCCGUGGGCUCAAGAACCACUUCAUCCCCUUCUCCUGGUACUCCCAGCCCGUGUUUUCCCCACGCAAGGAAGAGCAGCAGGAUUUCCCACCGCUGGAAAAGCCCCCACCUCACUGCACGACCCGCACCUGGGAAAAUAGGGAAAAAAAACAAACCCUCCGGGAAUUGUCUGUGUUAUUUAAAACUCAGCAAAACUCACUCACUAAGUGCUACUUCGGGAUGAACACACGCUGCCAGCUCCUGCUGGCCUCUGCUCACGGCCACGCUGGCCCCCCUGCUUUUCCCAGCUCUGGAAUUCCCAGCACAAGUUCCAUCCUUCCUGGCGUUCCCUUCCCUCCCAGCGUUACAACCUCCUGGCCACCCCCGUGCCCGUGUCCCCCACAGCCCUUCCAGCGCUGGGAUUUGGGGAUAAAUCACCGGGAUCAGGCCCCACAUCCUCCCCCUUUCCUGGGGGGCUCGCCCUGAGCCUUGCUGUGUCCAUGGAGCCCUGCCCAGGAGGUCUGGAAUGCCCCAAAAUCCCGUUUGGGGUUCCCCCAGCCCAGCAGGCUUUUCCAUCACUGUGGUUUCAAACCCUUUCACUGCUGUGAGACAACUCGUGGGGGUUGGAGACCCUCUGGAAGAGCAGGAAGCCCAUGGAACAGGGGUUUAGGAAACAGCAGGGAGAGCCCAGGCAGGGAUGUUGCCAGAGCUCCAACCUGAUCCUGGAUUUUGGGAAGAGCCUUUGCCCUGCCCAGUGUCCCCCCAGAGGUCCCCAUCCCGCUCCUGCAGGAUGGGGGGCACCGAGGGGACACUCUGAGCCCCUAAGCCCGGUCACUGGGGGGGCUGUUCCUCACUGCCACUGAUUUUAAGGCUCUUUGAGGCCAUUUUUGUCCCUGGGCCUGUUCCACCUGGGUGAGCCAGGGCAGCAGAGCCUGCAGAGACAGCCGUGUCACCUCCCUGGGGUAGCACUGUCACACCUGGGGGCAAUUCCUGAAUGACAGCACUGCCACACCCCCAGCCCAACCCGGGGGCUCCCCCAGGGGUUUUGUCCCUGAAAGUGUGGCCCCAGGGCCUCUGUCACCCCUUUUCUCCCCAAGGUUCUGUCCCUGGGGCCUUUGUCACCCUUUUUCCAAGGGCCACUGGCUUUGCAGGGAUUGACUUCCCCUUCCAUGAAGUUCCAGGUAGAAAGGGACGAAGGCUCCAGUGCCACCAUCAUCACCACGAUGGAGGGCCACAGAGCCAAGAUCACACCCUGGGACCACCCAUCAGGAAAUUCCCCAGCUCCCCCUCCCCUCACCCCAGCAAGACUCAGGGUGAGGCAAAUCCCUGAUCCUCCACAUCCACACCUCCGCUGGAAAAGAGGCUGAAACCACCUUGGCAGCGGGGAAGGGCGAGUCCAGCCGGGCUCAGCACCUCUCCUCCCACCCACCGGGGCAGGUCCGGCUGGCAGGGCGGGUGCUGGACCCCCGGAGUGGCACCGGGAGGAGCCGGGGUGUGGCACGUCCCCCGCGUGUGACAAUCGGGGCCGGGAGCGCGCGGAACGCCGGUGUAAAUAAACCCCGUGUUUGGCACCCGGCA
Molecule: messenger RNA, 3985 nt
Organism: Passer montanus (Eurasian tree sparrow)
Lineage: Eukaryota; Metazoa; Chordata; Aves; Passeriformes; Passeridae
Product: beta-adducin-like
Exons: 12
Coding region: 51-1979 (642 amino acids)
Biological process (GO): barbed-end actin filament capping
Cellular component (GO): cytoskeleton; postsynaptic density; plasma membrane
Molecular function (GO): actin filament binding
Source: RefSeq, a predicted model, not a curated record